This is a messenger RNA of Stylophora pistillata, 970 nucleotides long. RefSeq lists its product as uncharacterized. The record is from RefSeq and is a predicted model, not a curated record. Gene Ontology annotation, molecular function: glycosyltransferase activity. Lineage: Eukaryota; Metazoa; Cnidaria; Anthozoa; Scleractinia; Pocilloporidae.
CGUAGAGUAAUGGUUUCUCCAGAAGACAUGCAUCAAACGCAAGCAGAUAACCAUUUGUGAUUAUUGCACUGAACAGGAUGAACUGAAAGGAAUGUUUCACGAAUCAGAUCUGGUUGCCAUUCCUUCAUGCACUGAAGGAUUUGGGUUAGUGGCUCUGGAGGCCAUCUCUUCUGGUGUUCCUGUUCUUGUUUCUGGCGAAUCUGGAGUAGCUGAGGCUUUGCAGGAGGUAGAAGGUGGAAAUUCUGUUAUUGUAGAAUCAGAUGAUGAUGAUGUUGAAUGGGCACGAAGGAUUAGUGAGGUGUCCAGCCAAAGUCCAGAUGAGAGAGAUACCAAAGCCAGGCAGCUCAGAGAGAACUACAGGAAGGUUUAUUCUUGGAGAAAGGAAUGUGAGACGUUCAAAGGUCUGGUUGAAAAUGUUGUGAAAACUGCAGAUGAUGGAAAAUCAAAUGUUAAGGUUGAUGUGGAACACGUGAAACUUGCAGAUCAUGAUUCUUCUAGUACGCCUUCAGUUUCCACAAUGGAGCCAGCAGGAUGUCAGAAGGCAUCCACACCUCCAGGCACAAACAGCAGAAAAAGACAAUCUGAUACAGAUUUAGGAGAUCUUCAACCACUUAAGGAGAAAAUCCUAUGCCGAAUUGCUAUGAAUUACCUUGAUACUACACCACCACAAUCCAGUGAAGAGCAUAACAAGUUUAUGGAAUACUUAAAAAAAAUGAGAGUUGUCAUCACAGGUGUUUCUGUAGGAAGUUUGGUGAUAACAGUUAAGUGUGAUUCUCUCAAGAGCUUGGAGGAAUUAUGGGAAGAUUACUCAUGCAGCCUUUUGAAUAAGAUGGUGCAAGAUUGUUUUGUGACUGUAAAGAUCUUGAAGGAACUGAACCUGACAGAACUGAAGCUAAAAACAACAAUGGACACAGAAGAGUACAAUGCAUGCAAAGUGUACUUUGGGAAGGAUGCAAUUAGAGGUCAGUAA